AUGCUUCAUAUUGGCAAGUGUACACAGAAGAAGCUUGGGUAUUGGACCGAGAGCAUUGCGAGGCAAGACAUCUACAAAGGUGUGGAUGACGAAAGCCAGACGUUUCCGCCAGGACAGCUGGGUCCCGGAGGUCUAUGGGAGGGCCUACCCGAGACGUUGAGUCCGUGUUUCGAUGUCGACAAAGCUGCCGAAAUGGUCGCAAGGGAGCAUCCGGAUGUAGUUUCUGGAAGGUCUGACGAUGCCGGGACGUCUUUCUGUGAGCUCGAGUUGUUCUCUUCUCUUGCUGUCUGCUACGAUAGGAGGGUGUCUCGCAGAGCAGAGUUCUUCCAUAUCCCGCCAGACCAGUCACUGCCAGAGAUCCAGAUGCAUGCUGCAGUUACAUUGACCCUCAUUAAAGCCCUGGUCACUCAACUACAGGAGAUGGAGUGA
Messenger RNA from Fonsecaea pedrosoi CBS 271.37, 429 nucleotides. RefSeq lists its product as uncharacterized. The record is from RefSeq and is a predicted model, not a curated record. Bases 1 to 429 code for a protein of 142 amino acids. The transcript has 2 exons. NCBI's taxonomy places the organism in Eukaryota, Fungi, Ascomycota, Eurotiomycetes, Chaetothyriales, Herpotrichiellaceae.